AAGGAAGGCUCAAUACCACUCAUCGAUGUCCGGAAUCAUUACGAGUCGCGAAUCGGUUAUUUUGUCACGAGUAACGACGAAGCAGCUGUUCGACCAGCGGUGCGCAGGUUCAGUCAAUGGCCCGGGUACGUGGCGAGACAUGUGCUUGGAAACGAGAUCUACAAAAAGCCAAUCGCCACUUAUUGUACGGGUGGCAUUCGAUGUGAGAAAGGCGCGCGCUGGAUGCAGGAGGCUUUGGCCGCAGAAGGGGACCGUAGCGAUGCUCCAGUAUACACUCUUCAUGGUGGAAUCGUGGCAUAUCAGGCAUGGAUACAGCAAGAAAUCGAGGCGGGAAGGAAAACGCAAGAGGACAGCUUUUUCAGAGGAACAAACUAUGUGUUCGAUGGCCGAGGAUCAAUAAGUAUGGACGCCGAUACUCGAAAGAAAGUAUCAACUUGUCACGAGUGCGGCAUAUCGGAGGAUCGCCUCGGAAAGUGUGCUGGAACAGGGUGCCAUCUCGUGCUCGUAGUUUGCGAGCGAUGCGAGAAACGAGGUCAGGUUCGAUGUUGUGACGACUGCGGGCGCAUAGAAACUUCACAACAACAAGACGGAGCAUCGAGAGGGAGACCAAUAUGCCAAUGCGAAAGCGACCGUGAGAAGUCACUCUGGGGUGACAAAGGAGCCAAAAUCAGGAAAACGAAACAAACCUUGAAGGCACGACAUGCGGAAGUGAGAUGA
Molecule: messenger RNA, 717 nt
Organism: Dothidotthia symphoricarpi CBS 119687
Lineage: Eukaryota; Fungi; Ascomycota; Dothideomycetes; Pleosporales; Dothidotthiaceae
Exons: 1
Source: RefSeq, a predicted model, not a curated record